CGUUCAGAGCGAAGGUAGCCCUAUGGGCCUUUGUAGAAAAGUCGUAAAACCCUAAACGCACUUCCUCGCGAGCAAGCGCAGCUGGCAUAGGAGGCUAGGAGGGGCCCGAUCCCCUACUCCUCCUCCUCCUCCUGCGCUGCCAUGCCCAAGGUGGUGUCCCGCUCCGUGGUUUGCUCCGACACCCGCGACCGGGAGGAGUACGACGACGGCGAGAAGCCCCUGCACGUUUAUUACUGCCUGUGUGGGCAGAUGGUGCUGGUCCUGGAUUGUCAGCUGGAGAAGCUGCCCAUGAGACCUCGAGACAGGGCCCGGGUGAUUGAUGCGGCCAAACACGCCCACAAAUUCUGCAACACCGAAGAGGAGGAAAACGUUUAUCUCCGCAGGCCGGAAGGCAUUGAACGGCAGUACAGAAAAAAGUGUGGAAAGUGUGGACUUCUUCUCUUCUACCAGCACCAGCAGAAGAACGCCCCAGUAACAUUCAUUGUUGAUGGUGCUGUGGUCAAAUUUGGACAGGGCUUUGGAAAAACGAACAUCUACACCCAGAAGCAAGAGCCACCCAAGAAGGUGAUGAUGACCAAACGGACGAAAGACAUGGGCAAAUUCAGUUCGGUCACAGUCUCCACCAUUGAUGAAGAGGAGGAGGAGAUUGAAGCGCGAGAAAUUGCCGAUUCGUAUGCACAGAAUGCCAAGGUGAUUGAGAAGCAGCUGGAGCGGAAGGGCAUGAGCAAGAGAAGGCUGCAGGAGCUGGCUGAGCUGGAAGCGAAGAAGGCCAAAAUGAAAGGAACUCUUAUUGAUAACCAGUUCAAAUAAGGAACAUCGAUAUAGAGGACUAGCCAAGAAAUGUCAUUUAGGAAGCAGGGACAGGGGGAAACAGAAUACCCCUUCAUCCUUUUUUAAUCUGCCCUAUGAAAUCACUAAUUUGCUUUGUUGAUUCUACCAUGGAAGAUGGAACUGCUCCAUUGUUUUUAUGGAUUUUGCAUUUUAUUCUGCACACCAUGUUUUUAAUGUAUUCGGAAACUUUUUGAGUUAUACUUCCAUUGAAUUUUACUUCCAUUGAAUUUUACUUCCAUUGAAUUUUACUUCCAUUGAAUUUUACUUCUUCCACUGCAGAGCUGAGAGGUAUUAGUUUGCCUCUGUUGUGCAGUGUUUUUAAAUUUUUAUAAUCUUCAUAUGUACGUAGAAAUUUUACAUAUUGUAAGCAUUGUGUUGCCGAGGCGGAAACAAUGUAUAUAGAGAAAUAAACCCCUAACAAGUUG
Messenger RNA from Podarcis raffonei (Aeolian wall lizard), 1256 nucleotides. It is a transcript of the gene STEEP1, whose product is annotated as STING1 ER exit protein 1. The record is from RefSeq and is a predicted model, not a curated record. NCBI's taxonomy places the organism in Eukaryota, Metazoa, Chordata, Lepidosauria, Squamata, Lacertidae. The transcript has 7 exons. Bases 142 to 810 code for a protein of 222 amino acids.